AUGAAAGGCCUCUCAAAGCUUGCUCUGUUUCUUCUUCUUGUUGUUGUUCUUCUUCUUCUUGUCUCUUUGUUAGGGUUACUCUCCGGCGGGUUUUGUGUAUUCUGGUCUCGCCGGAGAUCAGCCGGCGGCGACGAGGAGGCGGGUAUCAAGAGGAUAAGUUUGUACUUUGGAUGCUGGAGGAGUAGAUCAAAGGUGGAGCCGGCGACGGAGGGCAGAGAGCUGGGGAUGUGGCCAACUACGAGGGUUUUGUACACCAUUAAGGAGGAGGAGGAGGAGGAGGAGGAGGAGGAGGAGGAGGUCGCCGCCGGCGAGAAGGAGGAGGAGAAGGAAGGGGAGUUCUUGACGCCGUGUGCUUCGCCGGAGUUUUAUACGCCGGCGCCGUCACCUGCUCGUUCUUGUUAA
Messenger RNA from Dioscorea cayenensis subsp. rotundata (Guinea yam), 402 nucleotides. RefSeq lists its product as uncharacterized. NCBI's taxonomy places the organism in Eukaryota, Viridiplantae, Streptophyta, Magnoliopsida, Dioscoreales, Dioscoreaceae. The transcript has a single exon. The coding region runs from base 1 to 402 and encodes 133 amino acids. The record is from RefSeq and is a predicted model, not a curated record.